This is a messenger RNA of Dendrobium catenatum, 1936 nucleotides long. RefSeq names its product T-complex protein 1 subunit beta. The coding region runs from base 161 to 1744 and encodes 527 amino acids. NCBI's taxonomy places the organism in Eukaryota, Viridiplantae, Streptophyta, Magnoliopsida, Asparagales, Orchidaceae. The record is from RefSeq and is a predicted model, not a curated record. Gene Ontology annotation, cellular component: cytosol; chaperonin-containing T-complex. The transcript is spliced from 11 exons. Gene Ontology annotation, biological process: protein folding. Gene Ontology annotation, molecular function: ATP hydrolysis activity; ATP binding; ATP-dependent protein folding chaperone.
GCAAUCGGAACCGACCUUCCCUGGACUGUCAGGCCCGUCACAGUAUUAUUUCACUUGUUCUAGCGGCGCGACCUCAGCUUUCUAGGGUUUUAGCGAAGAGGAUUUACCCGUUGCGGCUUGCCUGCGUUUCUCCGUUCCUCUAGAUUUUCGGAUCGUCCAAAUGGCGGUGGAGCGUUUGCUUAAAGAUGAGGCCACAGAAGAGAAGGGAGAGAGGGCCAGGAUGGCAUCAUUUGUUGGUGCCAUGGCCAUUGCUGAUUUAGUGAAGACUACUUUAGGGCCAAAGGGAAUGGACAAAAUCCUGCAAUCAACUGGGAGAGGUCGGAGUGUUACUGUCACUAAUGAUGGAGCAACUAUAUUGAAAUCUCUUCACAUUGAUAAUCCUGCUGCUAAGGUUCUUGUUGAUAUCUCUAAAGUUCAAGAUGAUGAGGUUGGUGAUGGAACAACUUCUGUUGUUGUUUUGGCUGGGGAACUUCUUAGGGAGGCAGAGAAAUUGACAAAUGCAAAGGUCCAUCCAAUGACUAUAAUUGCAGGUUAUAGAAUGGCGGCUGAGUGUGCACGGAAUGCAUUGUUGCAAAAGGUUUUGGACAACAAAGAUGAUCCAGAGAAGUUCAAGUCAGAUUUGAUGAACAUUGCAAUGACAACAUUGAGUUCGAAAAUACUUUCGCAGGACAAGGAACAUUUUGCGAAGCUAGCAGUUGAUGCUGUUCUGAGACUUAAGGGUAGUACAAACCUGGAGGCUAUCCAAAUUAUCAAGAAGGCUGGAGGAUCCUUGCUAGAUUCAUUUUUGGAUGAAGGGUUCAUUCUUGACAAAAAGAUAGGUAUCGGCCAACCAAAACGCAUUGAGAAUGCUAAAAUAUUAGUGGCAAACACUGCUAUGGACACUGACAAAGUGAAAAUUUAUGGGGCUCGAGUGCGAGUUGACUCGAUGGCUAAGGUUGCUGAGAUUGAGGGUGCCGAGAAAGAUAAAAUGAGAGAAAAGGUUCAAAAGAUUAUUGCGCAUGGAAUCAACUGUUUCAUUAACCGGCAGUUAAUCUAUAACUUUCCUGAAGAGCUUUUUGCUGAUGCGGGGAUACUUGCAAUUGAGCAUGCCGACUUUGAAGGGAUUGAGCGUCUUGCUCUUGUGACUGGUGGCGAAAUUGCUUCUACCUUUGAUAAUCCAGAGUCCGUGAAACUUGGACAUUGCAAGCUCAUUGAAGAAAUAAUGAUUGGUGAAGACAAGUUGAUUCACUUCUCUGGGGUUGAAAUGGGCCAGGCAUGUACAAUAGUGUUACGAGGGGCCAGCCAUCAUGUUCUGGAUGAAGCUGAAAGGUCCCUUCAUGAUGCUCUGUGUGUGCUGUCCCAAACUGUGAAUGACAGUCGAGUAUUGCUUGGGGGUGGUUGGCCAGAGAUGGUGAUGGCCAAAGAUGUUGAUGAUCUUGCUCGUAGAACUCCUGGUAAGAAGUCUCUUGCCAUUGAGGCUUUCUCCCGUGCACUCCUCGCCAUACCAACCAUCAUAGCUGAUAAUGCUGGACUAGAUAGUGCCGAGCUUAUUUCCCAGCUCAGGGCAGAGCACCACAAAGAGAAGAGCAAUGCCGGAAUUGAUGUUAUAUCUGGAUCUGUUGGUGACAUGGAGAAAUUAGGCAUAUCAGAGUCCUUCAAGGUUAAGCAGGCGGUCUUAUUGUCUGCUACUGAGGCUUCUGAGAUGAUUCUCAGAGUUGAUCAGAUUAUUACCUGUGCUCCUCGCAGAAGAGAAGAAAGAAUGUGAACUUCUAUCUCUUCUAUUUUCUGGUUUGUAUUUGCCACUAUGGAUUGUUAGUUACUUUCCUGUGAUGAUUUUUGUAUGAUGGUGAAUUUUGUUUUGUGAAGGCUCCACAUUUUUAAUCUGAAUGAGACUUCUUAGGUUUUUACUUUGUUCUGUUUGUGAUUGUUGGAGAAAUAUUUUGAAAAAAAAAAAAAA